AUGUUUCUACCAUAUUUCCCCUUCAACAGGACUUUCUGGUUUUAUUUAUCUAUCUAUCUCAUAUUGACUAUAUCUAAUAUCGUGCGCUCUCUCUCUCCUUCUCUCUCUCUCUCUCUCUCUCUCUAUCUAUCUAUCUAUCUCUAUCUCUAUCUCUCUCUCUCUGUUCUUUCGUUCCCUGCAAAAAUAUUUCUUUUCUUGUCUCCUUCUUACUCGAAAGAAAAAAAAAUAAUGUUGUGUGAAACACUGUGCUUCGGUCUUGGUCUAUCCAUCACUUCAAAUCAUUUCUUUCUUUCUUUUUUGUACUCACUCUCUCUCUCUCUCUCUCUCUCUCUCUAUCUAUCUAUCUAUCUAUCUAUCUAUCUAUCUCCCCCCUCACCUUUGUUCAUUAUUUUACACUCGUUUCUCAGCGCUCGGGCUGAAUCAAGUAAUGGAGUCCCUUACACAUUAAACCCUGAUGAGUGUGUCUUUUGCUUUCUCAUCAAUUACACCAUGAUGAGUGGUGGGAAACUCCGAUUGCCUUCUUCUUGUUGCAAGAAUUUCAACCCCUUAUGGUACUUGAAUGCAAGUAGUACUUUCUUCCUGUGCAUGGUGGAGGGGCCCACGGCAAGUGCCCUGCAAACAAAAGCAAUUAAAACAGAAUGUGUAAAUCCCACGAUUGCUUCACCCAUCAAAGUUGACCAUUCGAUAAAAGUUUCUUUCUUUCUUUAUUUAUUUAUUUAUUUAUUUCUAUCUAUCUAUCUAUCUAUCUAUCUAUCUAUCUAUCUAUCCUUUCAUCUUAGCUCGUCUAAUAUAUCUAUUUGUCCACAGGGAAAUUCGAAUUUAGUCAUAAUACGACAUUCUUCCCACAUUACAUUCUUCUUCUUCUUCUUCUUCUUUUUCUUCUUCUUCUUCUUCUUCUUCUUCUUUUUCUUCUUUUUUUUCUUCUUCUUCUUCUUUUUCUUCUUCUUCUUCUUCUUCUAA
Messenger RNA from Acanthosepion pharaonis, 960 nucleotides. The record is from the annotation of a GenBank genome assembly. Lineage: Eukaryota; Metazoa; Mollusca; Cephalopoda; Sepiida; Sepiidae.